This is a messenger RNA of Tachysurus vachellii, 642 nucleotides long. RefSeq lists its product as uncharacterized. The transcript is spliced from 4 exons. NCBI's taxonomy places the organism in Eukaryota, Metazoa, Chordata, Actinopteri, Siluriformes, Bagridae. The coding region runs from base 1 to 642 and encodes 213 amino acids. Gene Ontology annotation, biological process: bone remodeling. Gene Ontology annotation, cellular component: extracellular region. The record is from RefSeq and is a predicted model, not a curated record.
AUGUUUGCUCAGCCCAGCCAGCCUUCCCCCAGCUCAUUCUCUACUCCAUCUUCUACAACUGGCUCACCAUCUAAGGAAUCCUCUAUCAGUUUUCGAGCAUCAUUGAAACCAGGCAAGAUCAAUUUGGCAAACCUACCACUGGCUCUACAGGGGAAACCCAGUCAGUCCCACCAACCCAACACAGACUUUCCCUCUCCUCCUCCUGAUUGUGACUCCCCCCCUCCAGACUCUGAGCUCCUGGAAAGACAGGAGAAAUGUCAUGUCCUGAAGCUAAUUCUCUUCACAGGAUGGCCUGUUAUGUUGAAUAUCAAUCUUGCUGCAGACACUGUGAUAUCAGCGUAUGUUGCUGAAAUGAACGAAAGAUCUCUCAGCUUCAGCCUGUACAGGGCAACUUACAAGGAUGUUAGUCAGAUUAAGCUAGUGGACUUCAAUACUUAUGACCUCAUCAUUAACUUUGGUAUAAGGGAGACAAUGUGUCUUAAACCUCUGACAGUAUCCCUAGACAGAUGUCCGUUCAAGUGGGGAGUCUCCAAGCCUGUGCACAGGUGUAGUAGUUAUGUCCGUGUUUCAGGUGGAGUCACUUCACUAAUGGGGAUGAGCUGUAGUGUGCAUGCAGUAAGCUCCAGCAGUGAAGAGCUAUAA